AUGAAUAAGAAGAGGAACGAGAUUCCGGUCGAUGAGCGAUAUCUGCAUCGUUUCGCCGUUCUGAAACCAAAAGUGAAGACUGAGGCGACUAGUAAGGAAGGCCGAAAGAAAGGCGAUUUUGAGGACGAUUUUGAUGAUGUUGAGAGUGUUAAUUCGGAUGAAUUCAAUCUUUUGCUGGGAAUUUUUACGGCAAUGGAAGAUAUCAGAGAGAUAACGGAUCAGAUUGACGUUUUGCAGGAAGACGAUGAACAGUUGGAAGGUGGCGAAGGUGCGAGUGAUGAAGAGAUGCUUGGCGAUGAGGAUGAUGAAGGUAGUUUGGAGUCAGCUGAAGACGAAGAAGGUUCAGAUGAAGAGGAGUACGAUGGUAUCAUAGAAGGGGAGGAAGGAGAUAGUGAUUUUGAAGAUGCGUUGUCGUUUAAGAAGCAACUUGCAUCUGGCAAUCUCGAUUCGGAUUCGGAUGACGAUUACGCACAAAAAUUCGAUUUCGUUGGAGAUGCGACGAAAAGUGCUGAUAAGGUAGGUGUGAAUGGAUGUGAAUUUUAG
Anisakis simplex (herring worm) is the source of this 543-nucleotide messenger RNA. NCBI's taxonomy places the organism in Eukaryota, Metazoa, Nematoda, Chromadorea, Rhabditida, Anisakidae. The record is from the annotation of a GenBank genome assembly.